AUGUCUGAGACAGCUUCGAAAUACAUCGUAGCAGAUGCUUUUCUAGAAGCUCUUGCUGAGGCUAGAGUCGAUUACCUAUUUACAGUCCUUGGCUCCGAUCACCCAAGUAUCAUCGAGGCCUAUGUGCGUCGGACUAAAUUACAGGGGAAAGAAUUCCCCCGUAUGAUUCUGUUUCAGCAUGAAUUUGCCGCCAUGUCUGCCGCCGACGGCUAUGCCAGAAUCACCCAUCGCCCGGCAUGCGUUAUCGUACAUGUCGACGUUGGCACCGCAGCCUUGGGUCAGGGCCUGCAUAAUGCAUCUAGCGGGCGCGCCCCCGUGGUCAUUUUCGCAGGUGUUGCGCCAUCAACUCUUCACGGGGAGUCCGCCGGUUCGAGAUCAGAGCAUGUACAAUGGUACCAAGACAUUCCGAACCAGGCUUCGCUAGUGGCGCCCUAUAGUCGAUAUACUGCGGAGAUUAAAUCAGCGCAACAUGUUCAAACAGUUGUCCAUAGGGCAGUUCUCAUGGCUACAACGGGUUCUCCCGGCCCCGUCUAUAUCACAGCAACACGAGAGAUGUUGGCUCAAGCUGUGGAGUCUCUGCAACCUAGAAAACGUGCUACUAUCCCUUCCUGUCGAAUUGGUGGCUUGUCGACUGAUGCCGUAGAAUUGGUGGCUGAGGCUUUGAUUAAAGCUGAAGGGCCACUGGUAAUUACCGGAUAUCUAGGGCGAAACCAUCAAGCGGUGAAGAAUUUGAUAGCCUUGGUAGAUACUAUUAAGGGUAUCAGGGUAUUUGACUCGGAGAUUCGUGAGGUAUGUUUCCCGGCAGACCAUCCUGCCUGGGUGACACGUGGAACUGGUGCUGCCAAAGUAGUGCAAAAUGCGGACGUGAUACUCGUUCUCGAUGCGGAUGUACCCUGGAUUCCCACCAGGGUUAGACCAUCCCCAGAAGCCCAGAUAUUCCAUAUCGAUCUAGACCCUCGAAAGGAGAAGAUGAACCUAUUCGAUAUUGGGGCCACCGCGACAUUCCAUGCCGACAGCGCUACUGUUCUUUCGCAAUUAACGGAUUACAUAUCGAAAUCCGGCAAAGUCUCCGCUGAUACUUAUGCCGAGCGAUGGAACGCUGUCCAGGCUAGUUACAAGGAAAGCCAAAUUCUUGUGGUUACUCGUGCACUGAGGGCUGCAGAAACGCCGGAAGCCCCUUCUACCGUGGAUUACCUAUUACAUACUCUUCGCUCGGUGGUACCCGAUGACACAUUCUUUGUCUCCGAUUCCGUCACAAAUCAGGUCUUGCUCAAUGAGCAGCUUCGUUUCACCAGACCAGGGUCACAUCUGACCAAAGGUGGAAGUGGUCUUGGCUGGGCAGGUGGUGCUGCGAUUGGAGUCAAACUUGCAACAAGGCUUUACGAUUUGACUGACAGACCCGACGUCAAGUGUAAAACCUCGACUGAUCAGGCCGAAGAACCACUUGUUUGCAUGAUCACUGGCGAUGGAAGCUUUGUCUUCUCUGUCCCAACGGCCGUGUACUGGGCUAGCCAUCGACAUAACUGUCCUUUCUUGACUAUUAUUCUCAAUAAUGGUGGCUGGCGUGCAACGCGACAGUGCAUCGUCGACGUCCAUCCUCAGGGGGUAGCAUCUACAGUAACGAACCAAGAGCUGGGUAUCUCGCUCGAGCUUGACGGCCCAAACUAUGGUGAGGUAGCUAAAGCGGCUGCCAACGGCCAUCUAUGGACAAAGAGAGUCACUCGUGUGGCUGAUCUACAGAAUGUUUUGAUAGAGGCCAAGAAAGUUGUACUCGAGCAGAAGAUAUCUGCAGUCGUUGAUGUCAUUGUUAAAUGAGUAUCUACUCAUUAGCAAGUCGAACAAUCUAGCAUUACUCAGGCCGGUUUAACUAUGCACUUUAGGCCGUAUAUAACUGCUGUCAUGAUAACACGCCGUUGAGUACGAAUUCUCUCUAAUGAAAUUCA
Messenger RNA from Talaromyces stipitatus ATCC 10500, 1943 nucleotides. RefSeq names its product acetolactate synthase, putative. The coding region runs from base 1 to 1815 and encodes 604 amino acids. Gene Ontology annotation, biological process: L-valine biosynthetic process. The record is from RefSeq and is a predicted model, not a curated record. Gene Ontology annotation, molecular function: magnesium ion binding; thiamine pyrophosphate binding; flavin adenine dinucleotide binding. Lineage: Eukaryota; Fungi; Ascomycota; Eurotiomycetes; Eurotiales; Trichocomaceae. The transcript has 3 exons. Gene Ontology annotation, cellular component: mitochondrion; acetolactate synthase complex.